AUGUAUGAAUACAUCCCAGGAUUCCAUGAGGUUUCUGGGGAUGCCAACAGGACAUGCAGUUCACAAGGCGACUGGACGGGAUCGGCUUUAGUGUGUGAAGACAUGGAUGAAUGCACCACUGAUAACGGAGAGUGUGACCAGAUCUGCAUCAACACAAUGGGAAGUUACAGCUGUUCGUGUCGGGACGGAUUCACAUUGAAGGCGGAUAACCGAGGAUGUGAAGACGUGGAUGAGUGUGAACAUGAUAAUGACCCCUGCGACCAUCAAUGUGACAACACGAUGGGAAGUUACACCUGUUCCUGUAAUGAUGGGUAUUACUUGGAUGCGGAUGGGCAUAAUUGUACAGAGAUACAGCCGUGGUCAGCUUGGGGCUCCUGGUCCAACUGUAGCGUUGGUUGUGGACUGGGUCGGCAGGGGAGGAGUCGUGAGUGUCCCAACCAACCGGACAGCUCCGGAAAUAACCACUGCCCUGGGCAAUCCACAGACGGUCAGCUGUGCUUUGAAGUUCAACUCUGCACAGGACCCAUGGACUUCCAAUAUAUCCAUGUGGCGGAUUUGACAUCGCUGUUUCAGCCUACCUUCGUCAUGUCGGUCAGCUUUCCGACAAACAUGCGGUAUUUGUCUUAUGCCUGUUGUUUCUCGCCAUCCCAGAACAUGUCCGUGACGAUUGAGUACGUGUUCUCCUGGUUCAACACGACGCUGAGCGGACUGACCGACGGCUGGGUCCCGGCCCCUGACAGCCUGGUCUCGCCGCCGCCGCUGGCGUUUGGCACCACGGUACGUCAGGCCGCUGCCGUGGACGACGAGGCGUCAUCGAGGUGGCUGAACGAGGAAGGGCUGGUCGUGUACAAAAUGACGCGGAAGUUCAAGGUGUCGUGUUCAGUAUCGCUGAAGAACUACCCGUUCGACACCCAGACCUGCGUUGUGCAGCUUCGCGGAUACGGUGGAGCUAGACUGCGGCUUCUGCCACUGGAUGACGUCACGUUGGCCGCGAUCAAGACAGACGCGACGGAAGUUGUGUCUCAGUUUGAGCUGACUGGAGUGGAGAUCCAGGGCGCCUUCCACUCCUUCAUGUCCAACACUAAAGAUUCCAACGGCUACACCACGAUAGACGUCCUGGUGCACCUUCGUCGGCGGCUGAUGAGCUCCGUACUGCGGGUGUUCCUGCCGUCUGUCACGGUGGUCGUGUCGGCCUACCUGCAGCUGUGGAUGCCGCUGCGCCUGUCUGACAUCACAGGCAGGUUCAGCCUGGCCGUCACCACGUACCUGGCCAUGAUCUACCAGAGCAGCAGCGUGCGGAUGCCGUGGAUAUCAGAAGCCAGAGCAGUAGACAUCUGGUUCGGAGGAUGCCAGGCUCUCAUCACGCUGAUGAUGUUGGAGACAGGACUGGUCCAUUUCAUCUACUCCCGUCGCCUGAAGAAGGAGGAGAAGAAGGUCCGGAAGCAGCAGGAGAACCCUCCGAUCAGGAUCCCCCGCCCGGGGUACUCCACCGCCCCUGCCAGCAGCCUGGAGGAGCUGUUCGGACGCCGCUGUCCCGAGGGUGCUGUCCGAGUCAGCGCCUUCGAUAGAAUCAGCAGGCCGUUCAAGAUCCCCAGGCCGAAGCUGAAGGACCCGGGGAACAUCAUGUGGCACCGCCUGCCGGACCAGAAGUGGAUCGUCAUCCCCCGGCCCGAGGACAAAGACGCGGCGGAUAGUCCAGAACCGGCGGCGCCAAAGGACAAGGGGCAGAAGAAGGCCAAUGAGCUUAAGAAGUCCGACAAGAAGGCCAAGAAGGAAGAUCGGCGAUCUAAGACCCAGCGUCCUGAGUCAAUCCCGCUGCAGAAGUUGGACCGGGAGUCCUCGGAAAUGAACCUGAGGAGACGGCGGCAGCCAGUCCGUAACCCGGGCGAAGAUCUGGUGCACGUCGGGUGGGAGCUGGCCGCAGGAGGAGGAGGCUGGAAGUCCGUGUACGGCACCGAGGAGAUGGCUGACGACAUCGCCAAGUCCUGCAAACCCAUCCCCAGGGCCAAUACCGUAUACCGGCUCCGCGGAGAGUGCGAUCCGGACAGCCCGGUGGUCACGGUCCCGAUACCCGCGGAGUUCACUUCGUACGCCUUCCCCCCUUCCAUCAUCGACCCGGAGGAAGAGGCAGAGAAGCUGGAGAAGAUAGAGGCUGUGACGGCCAGGAUUGACCGGGUGGCCAGGAUUGUGUUUCCUGUUGUCUUUGUGGCUUUCGGUAUUGGCUUUUUCCUCCACUUUUACUGUACUUACUAG
Molecule: messenger RNA, 2253 nt
Organism: Branchiostoma belcheri (Belcher's lancelet)
Lineage: Eukaryota; Metazoa; Chordata; Leptocardii; Amphioxiformes; Branchiostomatidae
Exons: 12
Coding region: 1-2253 (750 amino acids)
Biological process (GO): monoatomic ion transmembrane transport
Cellular component (GO): membrane
Molecular function (GO): transmembrane signaling receptor activity; calcium ion binding; extracellular ligand-gated monoatomic ion channel activity
Source: RefSeq, a predicted model, not a curated record